CGCUCAGUCCGCCCGCGGCGGCCGUGAGCGCACUGACGUGCCGAGCGCCGCACCGCCCGCACCGAGCAGCGCCGCCACCGGGCCGCGCCGCCGCCCGCCAUGGUGUCAUGGAUCAUCUCCAGGCUGGUGGUGCUCAUAUUUGGCACCCUCUACCCUGCAUACUACUCCUACAAGGCUGUGAAGUCCAAGGACAUUAAGGAGUAUGUCAAGUGGAUGAUGUACUGGAUCAUAUUCGCACUUUUCACCACGGCUGAGACAUUCACAGAUAUCUUCCUGUGCUGGUUCCCAUUCUACUAUGAACUGAAAAUCGCGUUUGUGGCCUGGCUGCUGUCCCCCUACACAAAAGGCUCCAGCCUCCUGUACAGGAAGUUCGUGCACCCCACGCUGUCCUCGAAAGAGAAGGAAAUUGAUGACUGCCUGGUCCAGGCGAAAGACAAGAGCUACGAUGCCCUCGUGCACUUCGGGAAGCGCGGCUUGAACGUGGCAGCCACAGCCGCUGUCAUGGCUGCUUCCAAGGGCCAGGGUGCCUUGUCAGAGAGACUCCGGAGCUUCAGCAUGCAGGACCUCAGCACCAUCAGGGGAGAUGGCGCCCCUGCUCCCUCCGGCCCCCCUCCACCUGGGCCCGGGCGGGCCAGCGGCAAACACGGCCAGCCCAAGAUGUCACGGAGCGCUUCUGAGAGCGCCAGCAGCUCAGUGUGCACCUGCUGCGCCACCUGCAGGACCCAGAAAGUGGUUGAGGGAGAUGUGGACGAGGGUGGUGUGAAGGCCUGGGAGCCCCUCCAGGCCCACAACCCACUGGCGUUCUCUGACGAGGAGGAGGAGGACCUGCUGGAUUUCAUGUACAAGUAUAAAGCACCAAAGAGGAUGGAUCCGCCCCUGGAGGCACCGCCUAGACUCCUGCGAUCCCGCUUCAGGAAGAAGAGUACCUCGUCCUCAGCCACCGAAACCACGUGAGUGAGAUGAGCCAUCGGCACCGGAUCCACAGAGCGUCUCUCCUCUGCCUUAAAGAGCUGGUCACCAUCCAGAUCCACGCGCGGACUCUGCCUUGCCUCACGCCCUUUGCCUCUCGGGAUUUCUCUUUCUUCCCUCCCCUUUUCUUCUCUUCUUCCUUUGUUUUGCUGGGGAGAGGCUAAGGGAAAGGUGAUAGUGGGGUGACUGUCAUGCCUUCUGAGGUCGGUAUGUCCCCUCCACUGGAUGGUCACUACAGAGAGCAGUGUGCUUUCAGAACGUCAGAGAUCUCCCCUGUGCUGCUGAGUUGUACACUUGUAAUUUAUCUGUUGCAGACUUAGUUUUUAGUCCUGUAAAUGCAAACAAAGCAAUUUUUUUAAAAACUUUUUUUUUUCUUGGUACUACUCCUUUGGACUCUGAUGAACAUAUUUAUGGCUUUGGCUUAACAUAAUGAGCUUGCAAGGGCUGCCAGAGGUUCCAAUAAGUGAGAAAACUGUAAAAACAGAAUUGUUAAAAAAAAAAAAAUCAAUUCUAGAUCAUGUCUUUUAUGUGCUUUUAAAGCUUUCAAAUCCAGCUACCCUGAAGGAAGAUGGUUCCUUCUUGCCACAGUUGUGAGGCGGCAGCUCGGAGGGCAGGGGCUGGAGAGCCCAGCAAAGCCCCAGGGCGGGGGGAGGGCACAGGAAGCUCCACUCCUGCCUGGGUCUGGGGGGCCUGCAGAACCCCUGUAGGGCUCACUUGGCAGUCUUCCUGGGCAUGGGCACUUUGCAGAGCUGCUUGAAGAAUGUCGAGGGUCUCGAAAGUGCUUGGCAAAGUACUGUUUCUCCCUCGUAGUGAUCAGUGCUGAUCUCCCCAGGCAGAGGAGCCUCCACUGAGCACCUUGCAGAGAACAGGCAGAAACAAGUGCUGUUUCAGAUACGCCCCAGCAGGCGGACACACCUCACCAAGGGGGCUGGAAACCCUGGGCAGCUGUGGCUCCACCUUCUGCUCCCUUCCUGACCUGUGGGAUGUGAGCGGAGCCAACCUUGGAGGUUCCACACAAGCCAGGACUCCUCCCAGGGCAGUCCAGCUCUGAGGGAACUCCCUGCUUAGACUGGAAUUUUGAGCAGCACCUGGAUGAAGUGACAGUGGGUCUGAGGUAGCUGCCACCCCAGAGCUGAGCCAAAACGUAGGACUAGUGUAUUUGUGCUUAGAGUUGGUGUCCCUGUGUCUUGCAUGCCUUGGCCACUGUGCAGGUCUCAUACAGUUGGAUUGUGUUUGUUCUUAGACUCACCCUCAAGGCUAGAGAAGUAGUGUCUCAAGUCACUCAGAGCUGUCAACCCGGCUGCAAGCAGGCCCAGUUACCGAGACCCACCCAAGGCCUGCACACGGGCUGCCGAGGGUGCUGUCGUGCAAAGGGGUCUAGUCCAAGUUGACUGUGGCCAGACAUACACACUGGAAUCCCUCCUUCCCACAGGGCCUCUGAUGGUGAUUCUGAAGUUUAUAAGGAUUUACGAAAAUCCACCUAAAAGUAGUUUCAUGGCUGAGAGGUCAGAGGCCUCUGCUCUCGGUCUCUGGCCCACACCCCCCAAUUCCUGAACCUGCUAGGGAAGAGAAUCCCUGCGUGGUCCCAGACGAGGAAUGGUGUACCCUUUACAGUGUGUUUACUUAGUUGGGCAUACUCAGUGUGACCAGAAACAAGUGCAAAAAGCUCAAGUGAGGCAGCUUUCUACCAAUUUUUUUUAUUAUUUUGCCAAAAUAACAAUAGCUUUAACAAUGGGUCAUGCUGUAUUUUUUGAUUCUACAAUGGAAAGGUGGACAGGUCCAGACUAUCAAGUGUGCCAGAACCAGCAGGGUGCACCCCACCUUGUAGAAGGCUGUGCAGUCAGUCCACGGUCAGAGACAGAUGGGAGGCACCUGCUGCCGAGUGCCCUGUGCUUUCCCGGUGCCAACUAGGGAGUCGCCUCUUGGGGACACACACGCACACCUGGGAGCAGCCAUCAUGCUUUUGGCAAACGUGUUUCCUCACCCACCACGCUGUGUUAUCUGUGUGAAUGCGAAUGCCUAUCAGUGUGCAAGCAGCGGUGCGUUCUGUUUAGAAGAUGCCACCGGAUGAUUUCAGUGUGUGACUUACGGACACACUAGCUCGGAAGUCUGACUUCCCCUUCAUGACGGUUAGCUGCUGGCCUCCAGCACCUGUUGCUUCUGAGGUGAGCGGGAUCUCCUGCUCUCCAUCCUCAGCAGAGCCUCGCCACCACCCCCCUCCCCAGCCCUGCUGGCCUUUACAUGGGUCCUCUGUGAUACUGUCCGUGUGUCUGUGCAGUGCGUGUACACCACCGCCAUAAGCCCUCCCCUGGCCCCACACAGCACUCGAGUGGCAGAGGACGCGCUUCACCCUGUGGCAGGACACGCAAGGAACAGGCGCUGUGGACAGCGACUGUGCUCCCUGCCGUCUCCAUAGGACCAUCGGAGAUUGGACCGUGCAUCGAAGGGAUGUGAAUGACAGUAUUCCAAAAGCUGACGUUUGCUGUUUUGUUAUAAUGCUUGAAUAAAGUCUUAACAUCUUUCUUUUAAGAAA
Molecule: messenger RNA, 3502 nt
Organism: Marmota monax (woodchuck)
Lineage: Eukaryota; Metazoa; Chordata; Mammalia; Rodentia; Sciuridae
Gene: Reep1
Product: receptor accessory protein 1
Exons: 9
Coding region: 100-954 (284 amino acids)
Biological process (GO): endoplasmic reticulum tubular network organization
Cellular component (GO): endoplasmic reticulum membrane; cytoplasmic microtubule; endoplasmic reticulum tubular network
Molecular function (GO): microtubule binding
Source: RefSeq, a predicted model, not a curated record